AUGGAGUGUGCUGGAGAAGAGAAACGAGUUGGUACACGCACAGUGUUUGUUGGCAAUCAUCCAGUUUCAGAAACAGAAGCUUACAUUGCGCAAAGAUUUUGUGAUAAUAGAAUAGUCUCAUCUAAGUAUACACUUUGGAAUUUCCUCCCAAAGAAUCUGUUUGAGCAGUUUAGAAGAAUUGCAAAUUUUUAUUUUCUCAUCAUUUUCCUUGUACAGGUCACAGUAGACACACCAACUAGUCCAGUUACCAGUGGGCUUCCACUUUUCUUUGUUAUAACUGUUACAGCCAUCAAACAGGUUGGUGAUGUAGUAGAAGUUCAGGCAGAUGAAACUUUUCCCUGUGAUCUUAUUCUUCUGUCAUCCUGUACCACUGAUGGAACCUGUUAUGUCACUACAGCCAGUCUUGAUGGGGAAUCCAACUGCAAGACACAUUAUGCAGUACGGGAUACCAUUGCACUAUGUACAGCUGAAUCCAUUGAUAGCCUCCGAGCAGCAAUUGAAUGUGAACAACCUCAGCCUGAUCUAUACAAGUUUGUUGGGCGAAUCAGUAUCUAUAGUAAUAGUCUUGAGGCUGUUGCCAGGUCUUUGGGACCUGAAAAUCUCUUGCUGAAAGGAGCUACACUAAAAAAUACCAAGAAGAUAUAUGGAGUUGCUGUUUACACUGGGAUGGAAACCAAAAUGGCUUUGAACUACCAAGGGAAAUCUCAGAAACGUUCUGCUGUUGAAAAAUCUAUUAAUGCCUUCUUGAUUGUAUAUUUGUUCAUCUUAUUGACCAAAGCUGCAGUAUGUACUACUCUAAAGUAUGUUUGGCAAAGUACUCCACACAAUGAUGAACCUUGGUAUAACCAAAAGACUCAGAAAGAGCGGGAGACUUUGAAGGUUUUGAAAAUGUUCACCGACUUCCUAUCUUUUAUGGUUCUAUUCAACUUUAUCAUUCCUGUCUCCAUGUAUGUCACAGUGGAAAUGCAGAAAUUCUUAGGUUCGUUCUUCAUUUCAUGGGAUAAGGACUUUUUUGAUGAAGAAAUUAAUGAAGGAGCCUUGGUUAACACAUCAGAUCUUAAUGAAGAACUUGGUCAGGUUGAUUAUGUAUUUACAGAUAAGACUGGAACACUCACUGAAAAUAGCAUGGAAUUCAUUGAAUGCUGCAUAGAUGGACACAGAUACAAAGAUGUAACUCAGAAAGUUGAUGGACUGUCUGAGACUGAUGGACCAUUAACAUAUGUUGACAAAGCAGAUAAGAAUCGAGAAGAACUCUUUCUACGUGCCUUAUGUUUAUGUCAUACUGUAGAAAUUAAAGCAAAUGAUGCUGUUGAUGGAGCUACAGAAUCAGCUGAAUUAACCUAUAUCUCCUCCUCACCAGAUGAAAUAGCUUUGGUAAAAGGAGCUAAAAAGUACGGAUUCACAUUUUUAGGAAAUCAGAAUGGACUUAUGAGAAUAGAAAACCAAAGGAAAGAAAUAGAAGAAACCCAGCUCAGGCAUGGCCUCUUCCAAGAAAUCUUCCUUCAGAUGGCUUUCUUUUGUGUUCUCCACUCUCCCUUGUAUGAACUUCUCCACACCUUAAACUUUGAUGCUGUCCGCCGACGUAUGAGUGUAAUUGUGAAGACUCAAGGAGGAGACAUACUUCUUUUUUGUAAAGGAGCAGACUCAGCAGUUUUUCCCAGGGUGCAAAACCAUGAAAUAGAAUUAACUAAAGUCCAUGUGGAACGUAAUGCAGUGGAUGGGUAUCGGACACUCUGUGUAGCCUUCAAAGAAAUUACUCCAGAUGAUUAUGAGAGAAUUAACAGACAGCUAAUAGAGGCAAAAAUGGCCUUACAAGACAGAGAAGAAAAGAUGGAAAGGGUUUUUGAUGAUAUUGAGACAAACAUGAAUUUAAUUGGAGCCACUGCAGUGGAAGACAAGCUACAGGAUCAAGCUGCAGAAACCAUUGAAGCUCUGCAUGCAGCCGGCCUGAAAGUUUGGGUGCUUACUGGAGACAAGAUGGAGACAGCCAAAUCCACAUGCUAUGCCUGCCGCCUUUUCCAAACCGGCACUGAGCUCUUGGAAUUGACCACCAAAACCAUUGAAGAAAGUGAAAGGAAGGAAGAUCGGUUACAUGAAUUGUUGAUAGAAUAUCGUAAGAAGUUGUUGCAUGAAUUUCCUAAAAGCACUAGAAGCCUUAAAAAAGCAUGGACAGAACAUCAGGAAUAUGGAUUAAUUAUUGAUGGCUCCACAUUGUCCCUUAUACUAAAUUCUAGUCAAGACUCUAGUUCGAAUAACUACAAAAGUAUUUUCCUACAAAUUUGUAUGAAGUGCACUGCGGUGCUCUGCUGCCGGAUGGCACCAUUACAGAAAGCCCAGAUUGUCAGAAUGGUGAAGAAUUUAAAAGGCAGCCCAAUAACACUGUCGAUAGGUGAUGGUGCCAAUGAUGUUAGUAUGAUCUUGGAAUCCCAUGUGGGAAUAGGUAUUAAAGGUAAAGAAGGUCGCCAAGCAGCCAGGAAUAGCGAUUAUUCUGUUCCAAAGUUUAAACAUUUAAAGAAACUGCUGUUGGCUCAUGGACAUCUAUACUAUGUGAGAAUAGCCCAUCUUGUACAAUAUUUCUUCUAUAAGAACCUUUGUUUCAUUUUGCCACAGUUUUUGUACCAGUUCUUCUGUGGAUUCUCACAACAGCCAUUGUAUGAUGCUGCUUAUCUUACAAUGUACAAUAUCUGUUUCACAUCCCUGCCCAUCCUGGCCUACAGUCUAUUGGAGCAACACAUCAACAUUGACACUCUGACCUCAGACCCCCGGUUGUAUAUGAAAAUUUCUGGCAAUGCUAUGCUACAGUUGGGCCCGUUCUUAUAUUGGACAUUUCUGGCUGCCUUUGAAGGGACAGUGUUCUUCUUUGGGACUUACUUUCUUUUUCAGACUGCAUCCCUAGAAGAAAAUGGAAAGGUGUAUGGAAAUUGGACUUUCGGAACCAUUGUUUUUACAGUCUUAGUAGUCACUGUAACACUGAAGCUUGCUUUGGAUACUCGAUUCUGGACAUGGAUAAAUCACUUUGUGAUUUGGGGUUCUUUAGCCUUUUAUAUAUUUUUCUCAUUCUUCUGGGGAGGCAUUAUCUGGCCUUUUCUUAAACAGCAGAGAAUGUAUUUCGUAUUUGCUCAAAUGCUGUCUUCUGUAUCCACAUGGUUGGCCAUAAUUCUUCUAAUAUUUAUCAGCCUUUUCCCUGAGAUUCUCCUGAUAGUAUUAAAGAAUGUAAGAAGAAGAAGUGCCAGGAAUCCGAAUCUUGAACUGCCUAUGUUAUUGUCCUACAAGCAUAUUGACAGUGGUUACAGCUAAAAAAGAAAGCAUGAAGAAACAACUACAAAAAAUUAUCAUCUCAGGAUAAUCAAUAUGCAACAAAAACUAAACCACUCUCUUAUGUCUAGGGUUCAAAAUAAAUGUUCAUUAAAAUACCAAAUGACUCUUCUAAGCAUUUACAGUUAUUUUAUGUAGUCAUUAUGGCCAGAGCUUUAAGUUGAGAAUUAUAUGAAAGUUAAA
Castor canadensis (American beaver) is the source of this 3498-nucleotide messenger RNA. The record is from RefSeq and is a predicted model, not a curated record. Lineage: Eukaryota; Metazoa; Chordata; Mammalia; Rodentia; Castoridae.